CGGCGAUUGUGAAGAAUCAGCAUUCUGGUGUGGCAGCCCCCCAACCCCCUGACUUCCCCAUUGGUGAAGCCUUCUAAAAAACGGAAGCAGGCGCUACCAUUUUGAAACACGGCACUGCUUAGCUCCACUAUGGACAAGAGCAACACGGUGAAGCUCUUCGUGGGCAACCUGGCUCUAGACACCACCCAGGAGGAGCUAUCGGCCAUCUUUGAGGCGUACGGCCAGGUGGUCAGUUGCAGCGUUCUCCGACAGUUCGCCUUCGUACACCUACAGGGUGAGGGGGCUGCAGAGCGGGCCAUCAGGGAGCUGAACGGCAGGGAGUUCCGGGGGAGGAACCUGGUGGUGGAGGAGUCCCGGGGCAGACCGCUCCACUCCACCAAGGUGUUUGUGGGGAACCUGUCGGGCAUGUGCACCACCGAGGACCUCCAGGAGCUCUUCCAGACCUUUGGUAAAGUGCUGGAGUGCGACAAAGUCAAAGCCAGGCUCUCCUCUUCUGCAGGCUACGCCUUCGUGCACAUGGAGAACAAGGAGGAGGCUCUUCAGGCCAUCGAGGCCCUUCACGGCACCUCCUUCAAGGGACGCCCGCUCUCCGUGGAGCUCUCCAAGGUGCAGCCCUCCAAGCAGACCCCGACGGGGAAGAUCCCCUGUGUGAGCUGUGGGAAGCAGGGCCACUAUGCCGGGGAGUGCCCUGUAGGGAAGUCCUCUCUGGAACAGUACCAGAGCCAGGCAGCUGUGUUAGCUGCAGCCGCCGCCGCCGCAGCCGGUCUGCCCCUCCAGGUCCAGCAAAGCGUCCACAACUCUGUCUACAACACCUCGACCUUUGACCCCACCUACGCAGCGUUGACGGGCCUCACCACCGGCACGCGGGCGGAAGGAAACCCCGUCAACCAGGCGGUGUAUGGUGCCCUGGCGACGCAGGUCUACGGCGCUAACGUGGCCAAUCAGCUCUAUGGGGUCCAGGCAGCCAAUCAGGCGGCAGCGUUGACGCAGGCGGGCGCCACGCAGGUGUACGCCAGCUCCAUGAACCCCAGCCACGCCGCUCUCUACGGUCAGCUCAGUCAGAUUGCCGCCAGCCCCGCUGCAGCAUCCGCUGCUGCCGCCUACUCCACGCCAGUUUACGCGCAUGCCAUGGCUAACCACCACCACCCGGGGGCCAUCUACCUGGCUGCACCUGGCGUAGAGAUGCCUGCGGCUGCCGCGGCAGUCAACCAGGCCUACGCCAUGGCGCCGGCGCUCUAUGGGGGCGCCCAGCAUGCCUACGGCCACUUGGGGAUGGGUGCCGCCAUGAGCGCAUCGGCGGACCCGUCGGCGGCCAUCUUUGAAGCGGCGAGGGUUCAGCACUACUUUGCCCAGGGACAGCAGGUUCUGGCCGAGCAGCAGAACGCGGCGGCAGUGGCUGCGGCACAAGCGGCAAAGUCUGGAGAGCGGGACCGGAGUCCCCUGAGGCGCUCUGCGGGGUCUCUGCUGCCCGAUCCCGUCAUGAAGCCCUUCAUGUACCAGAGAGCCCCUAAGCAACGCCGGCCGCUGCUCCCCACCCCCGCCGGGCGAGCUGCAGAGGAAGCAGCGGAGGCUGGAGAGGACCCCAUGGCUAGAGAGCAGUGCCAACAGUACGCUGAAUACAACCACCAACAGUACCAGCAGCUCCAGCACUUACAAGAGCAGUACCAACAGUAUGCUGAGUACUACCACCAGCAGCACCAACAGCACCAGCAGCUCCAGCAGCUACAGUACUAUGCAGAGUACUACCAGCAGUACCAGCAGUAUCAGCAACUCCAGCAGUACCAGCAACUCCAACAGUACCAGCAACUCCAACAGCUCCAGUAUGCCUACCCGCCUCCCAACCACCACGCCAUGGCUGCCAUCCCUGCCCACGCCAUGGCGGGCCACGCCCACCACCACGGCCAACCGGCCCACGUCACGGCGCUGGACGCCGCCCUCAGGCCAGUGGUGCCCGCCUCCGCCGUGGCCGCCGCCAUGGUGGCAGCGCCCAGAGUACACAUAUGACUGGGGACCAGGGUGGCAGAGACAAGGAGGAGUAGCGUCUGUGUGUGCCCCCCCUAGUCUGCCUCGUGGAUGGGGUAAGUCUGGUCUGGGGUCAGCGCUUCUCUCUCCAGCCUCACCCAAACUCUAGGCCUAUAGCGCAGUGAGACAGACCCUGGGUGCCAAUAAUAUAUAUUUUCUCCUCAACUGUGCACUUGUUCACAUCCCUUUACUGUUGCGAGAGGAAAUUAGGAUGUUUUUAUGGUGCCAACUCCUAGGCCAGGUGUAUUCAACUCUGACCCUACGAUGUCCGGGUCCUGCUUGUGUUCUAUUAUACCUGAUCAUUAAUUGCACCCGCCUGGUGUCCCAGGUCUAAACCAGGCUUUGACAUCCAGAGUUGAGUUUGAGGGUUCUAGGCCAUGUCUCUGCUAAUGAACAAGUGUAUACUUUAGGAGGAAAGAGACCUGGGACAUAACCCCUCGCAGGUACAUCAACAAGGCAUCUACUGUGUUACCAUGCUGUUACCAUGCGCUCAUGUCUGAAAACAGCUUCCGUCACCUCUGAUCUUUUUGAUUUCCACUUCGUGCCAAACUAGUGUCGAUUUCAUGUCAUUUUAAUUGCAGAUUCACUGUUGAGUAGAGUGGCGCGCAAUACUUGCUUGCAGAUGACUCCUUGUUUUAACAAUGGGUGGACAAACACAAAACAUCAGAGACCUGGGGAGAGGCACACAGAUAGAAUGAUUGUGGGGGGGGGGGGGCUUGUGUGUCUGCUCCUACCCAACAACCUCACCACCAACACCAUGUGUCUGUCUCUGCUGUGUUGGAUGUGCAUGUCACUCUGCUCUCUGUCCAAAGCCCCGUACAUACUGACCUACUAUUCCAACUGAAAUAGGUACCGGCCGCCCAGACACCACCCAGCAGGUGUGAGGUGAGAGUGGGAAGACAAUAAACUUCGCGCAGGCUAAUGGGAAGUGGGAACUCAAUCUUCUCCACCAAGGUAAUGAAACAGCACUGUCCCCCUCUCUGACUGUGCCUUGACCGAAACACCCCUUCCUCGUCCGCCAUCACCCCCCCUCCCCCCCUCUGUAGCUCCCCUCUCACCUGCGUUGACAUUGCCCGGGGGGCUUCUUUUGGGGGUCACUGCUCACGCUGUGAUGUCUUCUACCAGACUUCCAGUGACUUGUCCUGUCUCUCACCAUGCAGCACCUACAGUGACUGGGCUGUCAGUCUCUCUCUGUCGUGCUGAUGUGUGUCUGAGAGAGACUGUGUGUGUGUGUGACUGACUGUGACUACAUGUUUGGGAGCCAGAGACCGUGUGUGUAGUUCAAAGAGUGAGUGAGUGUGUCACUGAAUCUCCGUGUCUGAGAGAGUGUGUGUGUGAUGUCGUUGGUGUUUUGAGGCUUGAUACAUGUGGAUCCCCCGCCCUCGCUAGUGACUCCUACACCGCCGUAUUCGCCGCCCCUCCCCCCAACCCAUCCCCCUCUGCGCCUGUCCGCCGUACACAGCUUGCUGCCGCCGCCGCCUGCCGCCAUCUUGGAUCUAGGCUGGGCUCUGUGGAUCAGCAGCCCCCGACUGGCCACACCCACCCCUGGCUAAUGCUGUAACCAUAGAGACCUAGUGAAUGACAAUGGACACCGUGUAUGGUGGCCUAGUGGGGUCACACGGCUGGACAGAGUAUAAACUCAUCAGACACUUUGUAGGGCGAGAGUUUUUUUGCUUUGCUAAAACUGUGAUGCUGGGUUUGCCAUGGCUGUGUAUGGGAGUUUAAUCACUAUUCACCACCUCCUUGCAGUUGAAUGACUCAAGUCAAACUUAUCUAAUUAAAUCCGAUAAACUGACCUUGCUCUGGAGGAUAACAUUUGGAAUAGGUUUUUUAACAGCAAGUUCCCUAUGGCCCUCUCGCCCUAUCAAAAACGUCCUAUAAGAUAGACCGGCCCAAUAAGGGCCCAACUACCUGCAGAUUCACUGUAAUCUCAGGACUCCUAGGACUUCUUUGGUAUGGGGACUUUUUCUCUCCUCGAGGUAGCUGCUGUCCCUACACCAACCCGCUGUACCUGUGGGUUGCAAUGCGUAUCUCUGAAUCUCCUCCUCCUGUUGAGAUGAUUGAAUACACACACACCCACUCAUCUGAGGUGUCCGGCAUGAACAGCUGAGUAGUGUGUUGCCGGUGGGGGGCAGAGACGAGAGUCUCCACCUCUGUCUUAUGAAUGAAGUUAAGGAAAGGAUGGAUGGAUGGAUGGAAGGAAGGUGAGUUGGUAAUGUAGGGAUCUCCAGCUCUGAUCCAUCCCUGUUCCCUAACUCUUCUAUCCUGACCAUGGGGGGCCCUACACGAAAGUCAUAAACACUGGUGCUGCACAAAAUAAACUGAGUCGUCUACCACUGCACCAGAUGGUUUUUAAUGCGUUUUGGGGGGUAAUCGAUACAAAUCCCCCCUUAAGGUUCACCAAAAUACAACUGAUUCUUCAAUCUCCAUGAUCAGGAUGUGAUGCUCUUUCCCACACAGACACCUCGCACUCUGACCUGGAUGUGUGGAGUCUGACUUUCUCUGGUGUUUGAGUAAAUGUAGCCAGCCAAGAAGUUCUCCUGGUCUGCUCUCUAUUGUCUCACACUGACUGACAACCUCAUGGCUGCUCCCUCUCUCUUCACAGUACAGGAGAGGGAAGCCAUCAAUGCUGCCUUACACAUAGACACACACUCAAAGUAUACCAUGUCUCCAAUACCAAUCCCAUGGUUUUAAAUCCUCACGGAGUGAACGAGUGCACAUUUCAAAGGGAGGGGACAGAAUUGGAAUUGGGCCACAGUUUUGUGCCCUGGGUCGACACCCAAGUCUACUGUCGUUCACACUUAAUACCGUUGUUGCCCAAAUGCUACCUAGUCACAUCAAAUAUUAUAUUCUCACAAUCAAGAACUUACUUGUAACUAUGCUGUAACUAAGUUGACUUAAUUGAGAAUCUGGGCCCAGUCAAGUGUAGUUACAGUGUAAUGGUGUGUGAUUACAUGUGGUUAUGGAAGAAGCUAUAUAUAGACUUACAGUAUAAAGGCAGCUUGAUGUAGUGCUAGCUCGUAUUGUUAUCUAAUACCUAUGAUCUUACUCUGAGGCCUUUCAGUUCUCUUGGUGUUGGAGGAGACAUUUUUAGGGAGAAAGAGCAUCAUUGUACACCAAACUGGAUUGUUCUGGCGAUGUUUUGCAAUGGAUCGAUGUUGAGUCAUUUGUUACUUUAAGCACAUUUAUAGGAAAAACUCAAACAAAGAAUCAGCAUGCUUGACGGAGAUGAAGGGGGACAUUUCCACGGUGCAAAAUGGUUCACAUCUGUCAAAAGAAAAACCUGAAAACACAUUAUAAUCUGGCAGUGUGAUUUUAAUUUGACAUUGUUCUUCAAUGUGCAUUAUAAGAAAGUGCAUAAACUAGUUUACUAUACUAAGCAAGGCAUGAAAAGUGGCCUUUUUAUAACGCACAUUGCUGAAUAAGUGUCCAAUUAAAUCACACUUCCAGAUAAUGAGUUUUAAAGGAUUUUUGCACCAUGAAAAUGUUGCCCAUAAUGUAUUAUGACUAAUGAAUAACCCCAAUUGACUAUAAUGUAUACUCCCUUUCUCCUUGCCUUGCUUAUGUCUUGAGGCACUGUACCGUCUGCAUGGCAUUCCCAAAUAAAUGAG
Oncorhynchus gorbuscha (pink salmon) is the source of this 5633-nucleotide messenger RNA. RefSeq names its product RNA-binding protein 4-like. The record is from RefSeq and is a predicted model, not a curated record. The transcript has 9 exons. Gene Ontology annotation, molecular function: zinc ion binding; mRNA binding. The coding region runs from base 130 to 2004 and encodes 624 amino acids. NCBI's taxonomy places the organism in Eukaryota, Metazoa, Chordata, Actinopteri, Salmoniformes, Salmonidae. Gene Ontology annotation, cellular component: cytosol.